AUGAGGGAAAAGUUCGUCGAAAGUAGCGGAGAAAUGAUCAACGUAGAAGCUAUAUACUUUAGAUUCAGCAAAGAUCUUCUGGAAGCUAUCGGUUUGUGGCCAAGCCGGCAAACAAGACUCGAUCAACUUCGAUAUGCUCUCUUAUUCGGUAUUCUAUCAACCGUCAUCGUGUUUCACUUUACAACAUUUAUGACCGCGGAAUGCACUUUGGAGUUAAUCGUCAAAGUUCUCGCUUCCGUGUUCAUAUUUAUAAAUAUCAUGAUCAAAUACAGCGCGUUCUGGAUGAAUACCGUAUCUAUCAAGAAGUUAAUGGAGCAACUUCAACGCACAUGUGGCGAGCUGAAAGACAAGAAUGAGAUUGCCAUCAUGCAAAAAUACGGGCUUAUCUCGAGACGUUACACUAUUUUGCUUACAGCAUCCUUCGUUUGUGGUGAAUUUAGUUUUAUUUCGAUCCAGUGUUGGUCGAGCAUUCUUGAUAUUGUUCAACCGCGAAACGAGUCCAGACCUCAUGUCAUAGUUUUUCCAAUGGAGUAUUUCGUGGAUCAGCAAAAAUAUUUCUAUUUAAUCCUCUUGCACAUAAACACAGCCAUUUUCAUAGGCGGUAUCACAGUACCGGCGACGCUAUCGGUGCUCGUCUCGUGUCAGGAAUGCGUUUGCGGAAUGUUCACAGUUGCCUGUUAUCGUAUCGAACACGCAAUGAGUACCGACGCGCUGCGGAAUGUCAGUUUGAACAGCAAAAAUCUGAUUUCCGACGGAAUAAUUAGGGCCGUGGAUAUCCAUCGCGAAGCUAUGAAGUUAUCCAAAUUUCUAAUGCCGAGGUUUGAGGUGGCGUUCGGCUUUUUAAUAAUGGCCGGGCUUUCGUACAACGUUCCAUGGUAUGAAGCGCCUUUGCACGUGCAGAAAUUGAUAGUGUUCCUUCUGCAAAGAGGUACCAAGGAUUUCACUUUGAGCGUAGGUGGUUUUUUCAAUGGAUCCAUGAAAUGCUUCGCCGCGUUGGCGAACACGUCGAUAUCCUACUUCACCGUUUUGUAUUCUACGCAGAGAUAAAGCUGUUAGAAUUGCAAUUAGUGAUAAAGCAACGGUGGAUUUCCCACUUACUUACACAAAAAAGUGCAUCGUAGAAUAAUUUAAUCGACCUUAAAUAUGAACAUUAAUAUAAGGUUAGAGUCGUAUUGUGUGAUCAAAUUAAUAUUAUUUCAAUAUCUAUUAAAGUAUAAUUA
This is a messenger RNA of Odontomachus brunneus, 1220 nucleotides long. RefSeq lists its product as uncharacterized. The record is from RefSeq and is a predicted model, not a curated record. The transcript is spliced from 10 exons. Gene Ontology annotation, biological process: sensory perception of smell; detection of chemical stimulus involved in sensory perception of smell. Gene Ontology annotation, cellular component: plasma membrane. The coding region runs from base 1 to 1047 and encodes 348 amino acids. Lineage: Eukaryota; Metazoa; Arthropoda; Insecta; Hymenoptera; Formicidae. Gene Ontology annotation, molecular function: odorant binding; olfactory receptor activity.